Molecule: messenger RNA, 1125 nt
Organism: Vigna angularis (adzuki bean)
Lineage: Eukaryota; Viridiplantae; Streptophyta; Magnoliopsida; Fabales; Fabaceae
Product: transcription factor MYB64
Exons: 3
Coding region: 1-1125 (374 amino acids)
Biological process (GO): regulation of DNA-templated transcription
Cellular component (GO): nucleus
Molecular function (GO): DNA-binding transcription factor activity, RNA polymerase II-specific; RNA polymerase II cis-regulatory region sequence-specific DNA binding
Source: RefSeq, a predicted model, not a curated record
AUGGAUAUUGUAUUAAGAGGAGAAAGUCAUGGUGAAAAUGGCUUUCAAAUUUAUGGUUGUGAUGUUAUGAACCAUGCUUUGACAUCCACAGACACAGAUCAAUUCCUAUGUGGCCACUUCCUUCAUCAUCAACAACAACAACAGACAAAGAACAAUGAUGCAUGUGGUUUUUCUGAGGAGGCUUUUAAGUGGACAAACAUCAACCAAAACCUUACACUGUGUCUGGAUGAUAUGCAAUGUAAGAACACAAAAGUGGUGGGAAGGAGAAGGAAGAAACAAUCUUCUGUGUCUUGGAUCAAAGGACAGUGGAAUAAGGAAGAGGACAGGAAACUGAUGAGGUUGGUGAAACAACAUGGUGAUAAAAAGUGGGCUGAAAUAGCUGAGAAGUUGGAGGGAAGAGUUGGCAAACAAUGUCGAGAAAGAUGGAACAAUCAUUUGCGUCCUGAUAUUAAGAAAGAUAGCUGGAGCGAAGAAGAAGAAAGAAUACUGGUAGACAUGCAUAGGAGGCUUGGAAAUCGUUGGUGCGAGAUGGCGAAAUGCCUUCCAGGAAGAUCAGAGAAUGCCAUAAAGAACCACUGGAAUGCGACGAAAAGGAGACAGAAUUCAAAGAGAAAGCACAAGAAAACAAAGACCUCUAAUGGAAAACCUCAUUCCUCCAUACUCGAAGACUACAUCAGAAGCAGCAAGACCAUCAUCACCACAAACUCUACACCUCUUACUGCCCCAACACCCUCACAGGACAACAAUGCACACAACCCUUUCAACCAUCUCUUCUAUCAACCUUUUCCUAACGAACCACUCUUCAUGCAACAAAUUUUCACGGAGAAUGUCGAAGCCUCUAAGCAGUCUAAGAUGUCUCCAACCUCAUAUUUGGAUCACUGGAACAUGAUGAAUGUUGAUGAUGUUGAUGAGAGUGAGGUUGUGUAUUCUCUGCAAUACCCAGAUAAUAUGCACUUCAAUGAUAGUUUCUUCCCCAGAGAGACCCAUCCCCCAGCUACUUACCUUCCUUCGGAUUUUUAUGUCUCUCCCUUGUUCAACGUAGCAUCUGGGUAUGGAAAUCAGAAUCUCAACAUGGAUUUUCGGCAUCAAGGUGCCUCACAAGUAAAAGGAGAGGAGAUCUGGUAG